AACCACAUCAAAACUAAAAAGUUCCAUUCUUUUUUCCUUCAUCUUUUUCAAAAACCUUUUAUUAAAAAAUCAAAAAUCAAAAACCUAUUUCUAAAAAAUUGCAAAAUUAUUAGCCAUUGAGAAUUGGAUAAGCAAAGUGAAGAGAAAAAGGAAGAACAAAGAACAAAUUCUAAGAACACCAAAAGCGAAAAAAAUCUCAAAACCCUAUCCUUUUCUCAUCAAUGGCCUCCCUCUCCUUCAUUUCUCCUCCUUCUAUUUCCUCCUCUCGCCAUGUUUCCUCCAUAGCCAACCUUCUCCUCCGCUCCUCAAAACCCCUAAAUCUCUCCACCCAUUACCGCCCUCUCUCCGUCCACGCCCGCGUCUCCACUCUCACUCAAGACGACCUCAAGAAACUCGCCGCCGACAAAGCCGUCGAGUAUGUCAAAAGCGGCAUGGUCCUCGGCCUCGGCACCGGCUCCACUGCCGCCUUCGUCGUCGCUAAGAUCGGCGAGCUUCUCAAGACUAAUCAAUUAACCGACAUUGUAGGAAUCCCCACCUCGAAACGAACGGAAGAACAAGCUAGGUCAUUAGGAAUUCCUCUCUCUGUAUUAGACGACCAUCCGCAUCUCGAUUUAGCUAUCGAUGGCGCUGAUGAAGUCGAUCCAGAUCUGAAUCUCGUCAAAGGCCGUGGCGGCGCUUUACUGCGUGAGAAGAUGGUGGAGGCAGCAUCCGAUAAGUUCGUCGUCGUCGUUGAUGACACUAAAUUAGUCGAUGGUCUAGGCGGGAGCGGUCUCGCGAUGCCGGUUGAAGUUGUUCAAUUUUGCUGGAAAUACAAUUUGGUGAGGCUUCAAGAGCUGUUUAAGGAGGAAGGUUGUGAGGCAAAACUCCGAUUAGACGGCGACGAGAAGCCUUAUGUUACCGAUAACUCGAAUUACAUUGUGGAUUUGUAUUUCAAGACUCCGAUUAAGGAUGGAUUGGCGGCCGGAAAAGAGAUAUCGUCGUUUGAAGGAGUGGUGGAGCAUGGAUUGUUUUUGGAUAUGGCGACCGCGGUGAUCAUCGCCGGAAAAGAUGGGAUUGAUAUCAAGAACAAAUGAUGAUCUCUGUUUCCAGUAACUACUUCAAUUGGUGAGUUCGUAUGAAAAACUGUCACAAUUUCUUCUUUGCAACUUUUUUGUUUUGUUUUUUGAGUUCAUGAUUUGUUGGUAAGAAUGAGCUUGAUUUCAUCAUUGUAUUAUAAGAAAUGUUGUGGAAAUUUUUGUUGAUGGUGAUGAAAUGCUCAAAAUUUGGGAUGGGAUAAAUGUAAAUUGUUAAAUGAGGAAAGUAAAAACUAUGGAAUGUUAUAAAUUAUAUUGAAGGAUAGAAGAAUGAACAACAUGAACAUGAA
This is a messenger RNA of Cucumis sativus (cucumber), 1363 nucleotides long. RefSeq names its product probable ribose-5-phosphate isomerase 3, chloroplastic. Lineage: Eukaryota; Viridiplantae; Streptophyta; Magnoliopsida; Cucurbitales; Cucurbitaceae. The record is from RefSeq and is a predicted model, not a curated record. Gene Ontology annotation, biological process: pentose-phosphate shunt, non-oxidative branch. The transcript has a single exon. Gene Ontology annotation, molecular function: ribose-5-phosphate isomerase activity. Bases 222 to 1073 code for a protein of 283 amino acids.